CCCUUCUAAGGUUCAGCGGCAACGGGUUAUUGCAUUUUGACAGAAAAAACAAUGUGUAAGAAAUUGAAGGAAGCUUUGUUUUAGUUUCUCUAAUUUAGUGUGUCUGAGUGGCCUGAUGUUACGUGGAGCGCAUCCACUCCUUCUUUAAUUUUCUUUUCUGGUUGGUGAAAUGGGGAAACAUAUACUUCUCUUUCAGAACAGAAGCCUUCAAUAAAUAACAAAGUCAAUGCGUACUUGUGUAUUAAUCUAACUUCUGAAAUCGUAUGAAUGAGUUCAAGUAUUGCAUCUUGAACUGUAUAAUCUUGAUAAUUUGUUGAAGGGGAGAUAAGAUCAUGUCUAUGAUCUAUGACAACUGGGAGAGGCUAGUAGCAGCCGUGCUAAAGAGAGAGGAGAUUAGGCAACUAUGCCUUCAGCCAUCGAGAAGCCCCAGCAUCUGUUCUGAAUCUUCGGAUUGCAGUGCCAGUUUCCAGUCGAGAGAUGUGCGGUUACGGAAGAGAGUGGCUUCUGUUGGGAAGCCAGUUCCCAAGGUAGUUUUCGUUGGGGGAUCUAGUCCAGAUUUUCGCCUAAAAGAUAUUGUGAAGUUCUGCCAUGAGCUGGGCAAUGGAACAUUUUGGACUUCGUUCCUCGGUGAAUUAUUGCAGGAUGUGGAAGUCUCAGACCAAGAACUUCUGGUUAGUGGAACUGAAGUGGUAAUCAAGCUAUGGAAGAAAGUGAAAUUGCCAGAAGAAGAAUUCAAGCAGCAGAUGAAGAUUUUUGGAAAUUGUAGGCAUGAAAAUGUGGCUGCACCAUUGGCAUACUACUUCUCGGAAAAGGCUAAUGGAAAGCUCAUCGUCUAUGAUUACCAUAGCCAAGGAAGUGUGUCCGACAUGUUACUCGGGAAAUCGCCUACACCCAACUGGGAAACUCGUCUAAGAAUUGCAAUUGGUGCAGCACGGGGCAUUGCUCAUGUCCACGCACAGUCUGGUGGGAAACUAGCCCACGGAAACAUAAAGGCAUCUAAUAUUUUUCUCAACUCUCAACAGUAUGGCUGUGUGUCUGAUUUUAGUUUGACAGGGAUCAUGGCUAAGCCACGACGAGGCAAUCCAUGGUAUCAUACCCCGCCAUACGGUCCCGCGAGUAUAUCCCAGGAAAUUGAUGUGUAUAACUUUGGAAAUUUAUUGCUUGAACUUCUUACUGGUAAGUCAUCCAUGGAGGCGCAUGGUUUUGAGGAUGAUAUGGACCUGGAAACAUGGGUUCGUUCCAUCAAAUCCCAGGAUUGGACUUCUGAGUUGUUUGAUCAAUGUCUCAGAAGACCAAUCAGGAAUGAAAAGGAUAUGAUAGAGAUGGUGAAAACAGAGAUUCCAGGCGUUGAUUUAGAGGUCCAGGAUUCAGUCACAGAUUGGGAGGCACUGAGAGCAAUUCUUCGCUCGCAUUUUCGCUCGAUGGCCCGUGUUCCAGCUGGCUACUUCACAGCUCAGGACUUGGCGGAGAUGAUAGAAAUGAAGCGUGUUGCAAUGAGGUGCUUGAGAGAUAGGCCUAAGAUGACUGAAGUAGUUUUGAUGCUAGAGAAUAUCAAAGCAAGUCUGAGUAAUAGGAAACCAGAACAUGACCGAUAAGAAUUCAAUAUUAGUGAGAGACCUUUGAUUUGGAUGUGUGUUUUGACUAAAAUAAUGUUAUGAAUUGUUUCCAUUUCGAAAUAUGAAAUA
This is a messenger RNA of Sesamum indicum (sesame), 1685 nucleotides long. Its product is annotated as probably inactive receptor-like protein kinase At5g41680. Lineage: Eukaryota; Viridiplantae; Streptophyta; Magnoliopsida; Lamiales; Pedaliaceae. The record is from RefSeq and is a predicted model, not a curated record. Gene Ontology annotation, biological process: protein phosphorylation. Gene Ontology annotation, molecular function: protein kinase activity; ATP binding.